Antechinus flavipes (yellow-footed antechinus) is the source of this 1372-nucleotide messenger RNA. It is a transcript of the gene ETFA, whose product is annotated as electron transfer flavoprotein subunit alpha. The transcript has 12 exons. Gene Ontology annotation, cellular component: mitochondrion. Gene Ontology annotation, molecular function: flavin adenine dinucleotide binding; electron transfer activity. The record is from RefSeq and is a predicted model, not a curated record. Lineage: Eukaryota; Metazoa; Chordata; Mammalia; Dasyuromorphia; Dasyuridae. The coding region runs from base 108 to 1133 and encodes 341 amino acids.
UCUCCGAGCCGGAGUUGAGCUGAGGUCCGUGGGACCGGAGCGGGCGCCGGAGCUGAGGAGGCCGGGCCAGGGCAGGAGCCGCAGCCGGCGGCGGGGGAGCAGCAGCAAUGGCGGCAACGGCCAUAUUCCGGGCGGCGGCGGCGGCUCCCGCGCGCCUGAGGCGGGUCACGGCCUCAACGCUACGAUUUCAGAGUACCUUAGUAAUAGCCGAACAUGUGAAUGAUACGCUUGCACCCAUUACACUGAAUGCUAUUACUGCAGCCACGCGAGUCGGUGGGGAAGUGUCCUGUUUAGUAGCUGGAACCAAAUGUGACAAGAUAGCCCAAGAUCUCUGCAAAGUGGCCGGUGUAUCCAAGGUCCUAGUGGCUCAGAAUGACGUGUUCAAAGGACUCCUUCCAGAGGAACUGACAUCACUGAUUUUGGCAACUCAGAAGCAGUUCAAUUACACACACAUCUGUGCUGGAGCAUCUGCUUUUGGAAAGAACCUUUUGCCCAGAGUAGCAGCCAAACUUGAUGUUGCCCCAAUUUCUGACAUCAUUCAAAUCAAAUCGCCAGAUACAUUUGUGAGAACUAUUUAUGCAGGGAAUGCCAUAUGUACUGUGAAGUGUGAGGAGAAAGUCAAGGUGUUUUCUAUUCGAGGGACCUCAUUUGAGGCGGCAUCCACAAGUGGGGGGAGUGCCGGCACAGAGAACGCUCCCAGUGCCUCUCCAGUGGGGCUGUCGGAAUGGCUUGACCAGAAACUAUCAAAAAGUGAUCGGCCAGAGCUGACAAGUGCAAAAGUGGUGGUGUCUGGUGGACGUGGUUUGAAGAGUGGGGAGAACUUUAAGCUGUUAUACGACUUGGCGGAUCAGCUCCAUGCUGCAGUUGGCGCUUCCCGUGCUGCUGUUGAUGCCGGCUUUGUAUCCAAUGACCUGCAAGUUGGACAGACGGGGAAAAUUGUGGCCCCAGAGCUGUACAUCGCCGUGGGCAUAUCAGGAGCCAUCCAGCACCUCGCGGGGAUGAAGGACAGCAAGACGAUCGUGGCCAUUAACAAGGACCCAGAGGCCCCGAUUUUCCAGGUGGCAGAUCUGGGAAUCGUCGCGGAUUUAUUUAAGGUCGUUCCUGAGAUGACCGAGAUCCUGAAGAAGAAAUGACGGAGCUGCCGGAGGUCACUGUUUGAGAGGCAGUUACCCCAGAUCACAGAAUCCAUCAGCAGGGCAGGUGCCGCGGGAAGCUGGGACAGCCGAUUUCAGACAAUUUUUUAAAUUCUCCGAGGUGCCAGAAUGUCUUUGGUGGGAAGACCCACGUUUUCUGUUCAUUCUUGGUUCCAAACCUCAUCAAUUUUGAAUGUUUUCUAAUUCUCCAAUAAAACCGAUAAUAAUUCAGCCUGGCA